AUGACGGUAGUGAAAAAUGAGAAGAACGAAUUGAUCUCUACACGAACAGUCACAGGUUGGCGAAUCUGUAUGGAUUAUAGGAAGUUGAACUUGGCUACCAAAAAGGACCAUUUCCCACUGCCAUUCAUUGAUCAUAUGCUAGAUAGAUUGGUAGGGAGGUCUCACUUUUCUUUCUGGAUGGGUACUCGAGGUAUAAUCAGAUUUCUAUUGCCCCGGAGGAUAGAGAGAAAACGUCGUGCACUUGCCCUUAUGGUAUCUAUGCCUUUUGGAGAAUGUCGUUUGGCCUAUGCCGUACCCACCACAUUCCAAAGGUGCAUGAUUGCCAUCUUCAUAGAUAUGGUAGAGGAUAUAAUGGAGGUGUUCAUGGAUGACUUCUCAGUGGUGGGGAAUUCAUUCGAUGAUUGCCAUGUGAACUUGAGAAGAGUUUUGAAAAGGUGUAUCAAGACUAAUCUGGUACUCAACUGGGAAAAAUGCCAUUUCAUGGUACAGGAAGGUAGUUUUGGACACCUAGUGUCAAGUAAAGGUAUUGAGGUGGAUCGUGCAAAGGUUGAUGUGAUAGAAAAGCUUCCACCACCCACCUUUGUCAAAGCAAUCGGAAAUUUUCUUGGGCACGCCGGUAGGACGUUGAGUGAAGCCCAGAUAAAUUACACUAUGACCGAGAAGGAGAUGUUAGUAGUGGUGUUCGCAUUUGACAAGUUCAGGUCAUACCUGAUAAGCUUGAAGAUCAGUGACUGGAAGGGAACAAAGAACCAAGUAGCUGAUCAUUUAUCUGGGCUGGAAGGAGCUGAAAAGAAGGUUAAGGUAGAAGAGAUUCUAGAAACUUUUUCAGAUGAACAACUACUAGCCACGAGUCUCAAGGAAGCGCCAUGGAUUUGUGUUGAUAACACGAUUCGUAGAUGUAUCCCCGAGAUAGACCAGUUUUCUAUUUUGCAGGGGUGUGAUGAGUGCCAACGAACUGGGAAUAUUUUUCGCCGAUAUGAGAUGUCGAUGAACCCAAUUCAGGAGGUAGAAGUGUUUGAUGUAUGGAGGAUCGACUUCAUAGGGCCUUUCGUUAGCUCAUAUGGCAACAAGUAUAUACUCGUCGCUGUGGACUACGUGUCCAAAUGGGUGGAAGUUGUUGCACUCUCUACAAAUGAUGCAAAGGGGGUAAUUGGCUUUUUGAAAAAGAACAUAUUCACCAGAUUUGGCACCCCAAUGGCAAUAAUCAGUGAUGAAGACACUCACUUUUGUAAUCGAGCCUCCGCAAAGUUGUUGGAGAAGUAUGAUGUACACCACAAGGUGGCCACCCCAUAUCAUCCACAAACAAGCGGGCAAGUGGAGGUCUCAAACAAAGAAAUAAAGAGCAUGUUGACUAAGACUGUGAAUGCCACUAGAAUAGAUUGGGCGAGGAAGUUAGAUGAUACACUUUGGGCUUAUCAAACCGCUUUCAAAACUUUAAUCGGCAUGUCGCCAUACAAGUUGGUAUUUGGGAAGGAACGAAGAUGCCGGCCACAAAAGAUACAGGCAAAGGGAAGUCUACUUCAUCGGCCUAAGCUAAAGCAAAUGCGACCUCUGCACCUCCUCCAAAGAAAAGAAAGAAGGGAGAAGUUGCCUCUAGUAUGA
This is a messenger RNA of Nicotiana tabacum (common tobacco), 1602 nucleotides long. The record is from RefSeq and is a predicted model, not a curated record. Lineage: Eukaryota; Viridiplantae; Streptophyta; Magnoliopsida; Solanales; Solanaceae.